Messenger RNA from Paramacrobiotus metropolitanus, 2064 nucleotides. RefSeq names its product mitochondrial chaperone BCS1-like. The transcript has 3 exons. The record is from RefSeq and is a predicted model, not a curated record. NCBI's taxonomy places the organism in Eukaryota, Metazoa, Tardigrada, Eutardigrada, Parachela, Macrobiotidae. The coding region runs from base 334 to 1788 and encodes 484 amino acids. Gene Ontology annotation, molecular function: ATP binding; ATP hydrolysis activity.
GCAUGACUCACGCGCAUGACUAAUCCACUUGUCCUCAUACAAUCCAGUCGUGAAAGAUUCAAGAACGUGUUUCAACUGGUACAAUCGCAUCGGCUCGCGCCAACUGAUACGCGUAUAGUACUAGUACUAGUGGAUGAUGUCAUUUUAGAGAAACAGCUGUGGGCAUAGAAGUUUGAUAUUUAAGGCCGGUUUGGCUUGAUCACCAUUUAGAUUCUCAAAUUCGGCAGCAGUCGAAGUGUUACAGCAAGAAAGCUUGAUUAAUAUUUUUGUUUGACUAAUAUCUUUCUGUACAUAGUUUUCUUGGAGUUAGGGAGGCUCGAUCACCGAGUCACCAUGGUGCUGACCGCGGCCUCCCUGAGCCAGUUCCUUCCGGAUGGUUUGAAUCUAACCGGUGGUCUGGGCUUGUUUGGAAUUUUGGGGGUUCUGUUUCCCUACAUUGAAAAGCUUAUUGGGCAUCUUUUUAACUUUAACGUAACCGAAUAUUUCGGUAAAUUUUUUGGAAGUAAUAGUGUGUUGGGAACGUCUUUCGGAAUUGUUGGUAUUGGUGCGCUCGUCGCGUUAUUGCAGCAGAUUUGGAAUUAUGGAUGGAAUCUCUAUAAUGAGUAUUUUUCGAUUUCCUUGGAAAUUCCCAGCUCGGAUUCCAGUUACUGGGAGAUGUUGGAAUGGAUUCAUACAAGGCAGAUGAAAAAUCCCAAACAUCUUAGCCUGCAGACAGAAACCCAGCAGAGCACUAACGGCAAAUGGGAGACUGUUUAUGAAUUUGUGCCAAAUGUCGGAACUCACAAUUUCAAAUUUCAAGGGAAAAAAUUUGUCAUCGAAAGGCGGCGCGAAGAAAAGGCGGAAGCGUACUCCAUGAAUCGGUUGGAGAAUGUCAUUCUGUCUGCCACUGGAUCUGAUACCACAGUCUUUCGUGAUAUGUUAGCCGCCGUUAAAAAAUAUAAGGAGAUUAAAAACCAAGGCAAAACAUUGAUGUACACUGCCUCUCAAGGAUGUUGGCAGUCUUCCGGAACCGGCAAACGUAAACGUCCACUCGAUUCUGUGAUUUUGGAUGACGGUGUGUCCGAGCGCAUUCUCAAUGAUAUUCAAGAUUUCAUGGACAGCUCCGAAUGGUACAGCCAGUUUGGUGUGCCCUACCGUCGGGGCUAUCUGUUAUAUGGUCCCCCCGGCACCGGGAAGACCAGCUUCAUUAGUGCCUUGGCUGGUCAUUUUGAUCUCAACGUGUGCGUUCUGAACCUGAGUGAUAAGAGCCUGACUGAUGACGGUUUGAACCGGCUUCUCAUCGAUGCACCCGAAGACUCGAUUGUUUUGUUGGAAGAUGUGGAUGCCGCGUUCGGUAACCGUGAAGAUGCUACGGAACCCAAGGGCACCUCCAGCUCUGAUUCCGAGCAGAAAGAAACGACUGCUUCGCAUUCCAGCACUGCGUUCGAAGGGAUGAACAGGCUGACUUUCAGCGGACUUUUGAAUGCGCUGGAUGGUGUGGCGUCGGCAGAAGGGCGGAUUCUUUUCAUGACCACAAACUAUGUCGACCGGCUCGAUGCGGCUUUGGUUCGUCCGGGACGUAUUGAUGCGCGCCAGUAUGUCGGUUAUGCCUCAGAAUCUCAGGUGGACAGAAUGUUUCGCCGGUUCUAUCGGAAGUGCACAGAUGAUGAUGCCGCUCGGUUUGUGAAAGCUGUCUUCGAUCGUCCAGAGCGGCCCAAUAUAAGCCUAGCCCAACUGCAAGGAUUGUUUCUUCAGUACAAAAGCAACCCUGCCGACGUGUUCUGUGGGAUUCCGAUGCUUUAUGAAUAAUUGUUCGGCUACACAUUUUGCUGAUAACUUCGCAUGAUCUCCGUCUUAAAUUUUAUUAAAGAAACAGUUAGUUUACUUAUUGCUUUUGAUAAACGUCUUAAAACAAAUGUUUUGCUGCGAAACAUUUAUGAUAUGUAGCUUAACAUUUUGAUAUGGUUAUGGUGGUUCAAUGGUUUUUGUGUCUGCAUAUGGAUAAGCUUGAAUUUUCGAAAUACAUUUGCGAGGUCGGUUUUGGAAUUUACGUUCGUGAAAUUAUGAACAAGCAAAUAAAUGUCG